Messenger RNA from Candidula unifasciata, 1821 nucleotides. Lineage: Eukaryota; Metazoa; Mollusca; Gastropoda; Stylommatophora; Geomitridae. The record is from the annotation of a GenBank genome assembly.
AUGCUUAGAAGGGUGUUCUCCUGCAGAUUCAUCACAGCUUCACAGUACCAAGGAUUAUGUGGGGGUCAUUGUUCAAAUCAUUCUUUCAAACAUUUGGGAUUGCUGUAUGAAGUUUGUGGUCUCAAACCAUCUAAAAUAAUUGUGCAACAUCAUUGGCAGCCAACUGCACCAUUCUGUUCUAGUAUAACCCAGCAGCCAAUUCAAACCAGCAUGGAAGACAAGCUUGGUGUGAAUGAAGUCAGCGAGGGCCAGGCUAAGGUGGUGCUGCCUUCAUCUGUUUUCUAUAAUCCAGUACAAGAAUACAAUCGAGAUUUGACGAUAGCUAUCAUAUCUGAAGUGUCCGCCGAAAGCUUCCACAGAAGUAAUAACAAACCUGCAGACAGUCAAGCAUUGGAGCAAAAGCAGCCGCAAGCUGGAAAGUAUUAUGAAAAUGGUAUUUCAAUUUUUGAAGGUCUUGCUGCUUCAGGGCUGAGAUCAGUCAGGUUUGGACUAGAAAUACCGGGAGUCAGAGAAGUCAUUGCUAAUGACUUUGAUAAAAAUGCUGUUGCUUUUAUUGAAAGAAAUAUAGAGAAAAAUGAGAUUAGUCACCUUGUAAAAGCAAGACAUGGUGAUGCAGCCAUGGGCAUGUAUGAACACAGGCAGGAAAGUGACCAGUUUGAUGUCAUUGAUCUAGAUCCUUAUGGCAGUCCAAGUAUUUUUCUGGAUUCAGCUGUCCAAGCUGUGAAAGAUGGAGGUUUGCUGUGUGUUACAUGCACUGAUGCUGCUGUUUUGUGUGGCAAUGCUCCAGAAAAAUGCAGUGCUAAUUAUGGAGCCAUGUCCCUACGAUCUAAAUUUUGUCAUGAGAUGGCAGUAAGGAUCAUACUUCAGUGUAUUGACUCCCACGCCAACCGCUACUCGAGGUACAUUGUACCUUUAGUUUCAUUGAGUAUUGACUUUUAUUUCCGAGUGUUUGUGCGGGUGCAUACAGGGCAGAAGCAGGUUAAACAUUCCGUAGCAAAGAGAUCUAUGGUGUUUGAAUGUGUGGGCUGUGGAGCACAUAUGAUACAGCCAAUUGCUGAAGUCAUACCCACUAAAGGAGAAGGCAACUUCAAAUUUAUGCCAGGCAGUGGCCCUGUGGUUCCGCAGAAAUGCCAACAUUGUCAUCACCAGCAUCGGAUUGGUGGACCCAUUUGGUCUGCUCCAAUACAUGAUCAUGAUUUUAUUAGACGAGUGAUAGCAAGAGUGCAGUCCAGCGGUCAUUCGUUCCAUACAGCAGAUCGCAUCAUUGGCAUGCUGAAUGUGGCUCUAGAAGAACUCCCAGAUGUGCCUCUGUACUAUGUGCUUGAUGCCGUGUGUGGCGUGCUGCACUGCACACCUCCAAGUAUGAAAGUAUUCAGGUCAGCACUGCUGAAUGGUGGAUAUCGAGUGUCUCUGUCCCAUGCUGCUAAAAAUUCUUAUAAAACUGAUGCUCCAAUAGGCUUUGUUUGGGAUAUCAUGCGGGCUUGGGUGAAGAACAACCCAGUAAGCUCACGGCGUCUGACUGAAGGCUCUAUUGUGAAGACUAUCCUGGAUCAGCAGCAGACCUAUGAGGUGUCUUUCCAAGAACAUGCUGAUGCAAACCCUCAGUCCAGGGAGAAGGGACUGUUACGCUGGCAGACCAACCCUGAACCAUAUUGGGGUCCUAAAGCCAGGGCAAAACGAGGUCACAGUGUAGACCUUGUAGCGAAGCAAGCAUCCAAUCAGGGCAAGACAAAAAAAUCUAAGGUUGGCGACAUUUCUGAAGCCAACAGUGAACAUACCAUGGAUGAUAGUGCUGAGGAAUCUCGCAAUUCUUGUAGCUGA